Messenger RNA from Bubalus bubalis (water buffalo), 3882 nucleotides. It is a transcript of the gene NT5C2, whose product is annotated as 5'-nucleotidase, cytosolic II. The transcript is spliced from 18 exons. Gene Ontology annotation, molecular function: 5'-nucleotidase activity. Bases 1042 to 2649 code for a protein of 535 amino acids. Gene Ontology annotation, biological process: IMP metabolic process; adenosine metabolic process. Lineage: Eukaryota; Metazoa; Chordata; Mammalia; Artiodactyla; Bovidae. The record is from RefSeq and is a predicted model, not a curated record.
AAAUUGAUACUUAGAAUAAAAAUGAAUUACUUGAAAAAUGAAGAGACAUAAAAUGAAAGUAUAUCUUUUUUGUUAUUAUGUUCAACAAACAAAACUUUUCUGUCAAAUUGUUAUAAAAGUUUCUAAAUACUUGCAGUUUCUUAAAUCAGUAACAGCACUUCACAAAUCUGCAUUGGACUGUGGACCCCACUUUUGAGUAGCACUACUUCAAAGCAGUUAAUUUGGCAUUAGUGUGCAGGCAGAGCCAUUGAGAGAUGAUUGCUGGAGAGUUAAUGAGGGACCUAGACAGGUUGUUAGCAGUUUGAAUGGAAUGGAAGAUCUGGAUUAGAGACAUUUGAAAAUUUAAAUGAAGGCAAGUGAGAUGUUGUGGAUUUGAGGGAGAGGAAAGAAUCAAAAGAUUUUAAUAACUAGGUUUUAGACUUAAGGGGAAAAUGAGAGUGACCUGGCGGAAAUAGAGACUAGUUUGGGGAAAGAGAUACAAAUUAGGUUUUCAACAAAAAUUCACCUUAUAGCAUUUUUCUGUUAAUUAACAGACACUCAACAUACAUCAUUUGGUUGAUAAUCUAAAUUUGCACUCUCCAACAGGCACUUGUAACUGUAACAAACUUUGAGUAUAUAAUUACACAAACCCAUAGCCAAAACAUGCCUGAGAUUUUUUGCUUGUAUCCUUAGUCUCAUUUUUUGUUGCAGCAACUCUUGUUGGGCCUUUGGCCAGGAAAUUGUGACUCCUGGGCAGGAGGAGGAGCUAGGGAUAAAGUUCACCAGUGCCAGAGAAAUUCUAUUCCAAAUGGAUUCAUGUGGAGCAACAGUGAUAUCCAAUGACAAGUUAAAUUAGACACAGAGGUGUUUUCUCCAGCACUGUCUCAGAAGAGACAUACUGUGGAGGGGCCUGGUUCCGACUAAAACGGUCUUUUUGAAGUAAGGUUAAAGUCACACACACAAAAAUUAUACUAGGGAUUUGAAGAAGAAUUCUGUUAUGUGACUUCAAGAACUAGUUGACUCAAAUAGUUUCACACUUUGCAGAACGGCAACCAGUGACAGAUGAGGGUGUUUGUGAACCGGAGUUUAGCCAUGGAAAAAAUAAAGUGUUUUGGUUUUGACAUGGAUUAUACACUUGCUGUGUACAAGUCCCCGGAGUAUGAGUCCCUUGGCUUUGAGCUUACUGUGGAGAGAUUAGUUUCUAUUGGCUAUCCUCAGGAACUUCUCAGCUUUGCAUAUGACUCUACAUUCCCUACCAGGGGACUAGUAUUUGAUACACUGUAUGGAAAUCUUUUGAAAGUUGAUGCCUAUGGAAACCUCUUGGUCUGUGCACAUGGAUUUAACUUCAUAAGGGGUUCUCAGGUAGCUGCUCAGAAGAGACCAGAAACUAGAGAGCAGUAUCCAAAUAAAUUUAUUCAACGAGAUGACACUGAAAGAUUUUACAUUCUGAACACACUAUUCAACCUACCAGAGACCUACCUGUUGGCCUGCCUAGUAGAUUUUUUUACUAAUUGUCCCAGAUAUACCAGCUGUGAAACAGGAUUUAAAGAUGGGGACCUCUUCAUGUCUUACCGGAGUAUGUUCCAGGAUGUAAGAGACGCAGUUGACUGGGUUCAUUACAAGGGUUCCCUUAAGGAAAAGACAGUUGAAAAUCUUGAGAAGUAUGUAGUCAAAGAUGGAAAACUGCCUUUGCUUCUGAGCCGGAUGAAGGAAGUAGGAAAAGUAUUUCUUGCCACCAACAGUGACUAUAAAUAUACAGAUAAAAUUAUGACUUACCUGUUUGAUUUCCCACAUGGCCCCAAGCCUGGGAGCUCUCAUCGGCCGUGGCAGUCCUACUUUGACCUGAUCUUGGUGGACGCACGGAAACCACUGUUCUUUGGAGAAGGCACAGUACUGCGUCAGGUGGAUACUAAAACUGGCAAGCUGAAAAUUGGUACCUACACGGGCCCCUUACAGCAUGGCAUCGUCUACUCUGGGGGUUCAUCUGAUACAAUUUGUGAUCUGUUGGGAGCCAAGGGCAAAGAUAUUUUGUAUAUUGGAGAUCACAUUUUUGGGGACAUUUUAAAAUCAAAAAAACGGCAAGGGUGGCGAACUUUCUUGGUGAUUCCUGAACUCGCACAGGAACUGCAUGUCUGGACCGAUAAGAGUUCACUUUUCGAAGAGCUUCAGAGCUUGGAUAUUUUCUUGGCUGAACUCUACAAGCACCUUGACAGCAGCAGCAAUGAGCGCCCAGAUAUCAGCUCCAUCCAGAGACGUAUUAAGAAAGUAACUCACGACAUGGACAUGUGCUACGGGAUGAUGGGGAGCCUGUUCCGCAGUGGCUCCCGGCAGACCCUCUUUGCCAGUCAGGUGAUGCGCUAUGCUGAUCUCUACGCAGCAUCUUUCAUCAACCUGCUGUAUUACCCGUUCAGCUACCUCUUCAGAGCUGCCCACGUCUUGAUGCCUCAUGAGUCAACAGUGGAACACAUACAUGUAGAUAUCAAUGAGAUGGAGUCCCCUCUCGCCACCCGGAACCGCACAUCAGUGGAUUUCAAAGAUACCGACUACAAGCGGCACCAACUGACACGGUCGAUUAGUGAGAUUAAGCCCCCCAACCUCUUCCCACUGGCCCCCCAGGAAAUUACACACUGCCAUGACGAAGAUGAUGAUGAGGAGGAAGAGGAGGAGUGAGGAGGAAGAUGCUGAGCACUCAUUACACAAGUUCUGGCAGGACUCAACAGGAGCAAAGGGUGUCCCUGUGUGGGUCCUAGUGGGGGGUGGGGGGGGCUCCAUCAAAGGUACAUCUGGAAAGUUUCUGGAGACUAAAAUAUUCUAAUCCUAGGGAGAUACUUGUUUUAGUUUUGUGUGUCUGCACUCUUUGCAGACGGUUCAAAAUUGGAGUCUGUAUUGGAGGAAAGUAAGGGUAAAGCUGGGCUGAACUGCAUGCGACUGGCUCCAUCGUGGCUUUGUGACGCGGUUUCCUUGUCUUGUUUCAUCAUCGGUGUGUGGUAGUGUAUUAUCCAGAUACACUAGGGGUGGCGAAGGGUCUCAGAGUGGAGCAAGGACACCAGUGGGAAGAUGUGAUCCAAACAUGUGAUGGUACAAAUUGUGCUCUUACUCCGAAAUCCCAUCUUUUUCAGUGCAUUGCAUAAGUAUUGUAUAUCAGUGGAGAAAUAUAUUAUUUCCAUUAUCAAAUGUAGUCUUCUGUUAAGGUCAGGGUUUCUUUACAAGCUUUCAGGCGUUUUCCAUGACUCUGGUAAGGCUGCUGUCAGUGGCUUUGCAGGAGUGUCUCUACUUGCUGUAGGGCUGGUCUGGAAUGGACUGUAGUGAUUGCAUUUUGAGGCAAAAGUCUUCAUCCACAUCAGCAGUUUUUAGAUUGAUAGCAAAAAUUGAAAAAAAAAUUGUUUUUUUCCCCCCAAAAUGGUCUUUUUCCCAUCUGAGGUAAAUCUGUGGAAAGAAUUUAGCUGAAAGAGGACAAAGGAGCAAGCCACCUGAAAAGAACAGAGCCUCCUCCUUUACCAUAAGUGAGUAAAAUUCAUUAAUGUGGGCCAUACAGGUAGCUCAUGCCACCCCAUUCCAGCCUUCUCUAUCCUCUUUGUCUUUUAAACUCAAGCAUUAGAGGGUGGGAAGAGGGCUUUUUUGUGAGUCAGAACCAUUUACAAAAACAGAGGGCACAAUCAGUGUGAAUAAAUUCACUUCAGACUCCCAAGUGAAAUCACUUCUUGUUGCUUGGAACAAGAAUGGAUCAUUACUGUACACUUUAUGGUAUUAUAACUGCCUCUUCAGAACAGUGAACCUUGUUACAUUUUCCACAGUGGUGUAGACGCUCACUUUAACCUUCAUAUGUUUCUUCCAUUCUUACUGUUAUUUGUCAACAUGGGACGGUAGAUUAGCUGCUCUAGAAUCAAUAAAGUAUAUUUCUAA